AUUGAUGAAAAGCAAAGGCAAAGACAAAGAAAAGGAUGAUUCAGUACCGGUCUGUUUUCCUAUACCUGUUUUAGAUGAAAUUCAAUUCAAUUCUGAUGAUUCUUAUGAAGCUUUGGUAUCAGAAAAAAAGCGAAGAAGAUAUGAUCAGUUUCAUAAGACUAAUAAUAUCAUUCUAAGCAAAAAAUAUGAGAAACAAGUUGAUUCAACUAGUGAUAAAGAAACUGGUGAUGAAGAAUAUUCAUUUGGUGAUAAAGAAGGUUUUCAAUCGAUUGAUAAAUUAGAUGAUGACGAACUAGAUUUAGAGGAUUACGACUUACCUUUAAACAAUAAUGAAUUAUUUGCAGCUUUCA
Molecule: messenger RNA, 350 nt
Organism: Funneliformis caledonium
Lineage: Eukaryota; Fungi; Glomeromycota; Glomeromycetes; Glomerales; Glomeraceae
Source: the annotation of a GenBank genome assembly